AGCGCGCCCAGGGCCAGCCAGCGCCGCCGCCGCCGCCGCCUCCUCCUCUCUUCGGGCCUGGCUGGCGGGCUCCCUCCCCAGCGCGCUCCGCCCAGCAGCCGCCGCCGCGCAUCAUCACCAGCGCGGGAGGAGCCUGCGCUUCUCCGCCUCCUCCUCGGUCCCGGGCAGCAGCAGCAGCCGCCGCUGCCGCCGAGCCCGAGAGGAGCCCCCGGGCAGCCAGCGGCGCCGGACUCCGGAGCUGCCGCCGGGCGCGCGGGCAGGAGGGGAUGCGCGGGGCGGGCGCGCCGCGUCGGGAGGCCCGGCCGCCGCCGCUGCCUGCUGCUCCGCGGGGCCGGCAGCGCCACGACGACGAUGCCGGUCAAGCUGAAGAACCGCUACAACCUGGUGGACGACGCGGGCGACUCCCGGGUGCCGCUGCACAGCGAGCAAGCCUUCGAGCACGGCAUCCACUUCCAGGCCAAGUACAUCGGCAGCUUGGACGUGCCAAGACCCAACAGCCGCGUGGAGAUCGUGGCAGCGAUGAGAAGGAUCCGGUAUGAAUUCAAGGCCAAGAACAUCAAGAAGAAGAAAGUGAGCAUCGUUGUCUCCGUAGACGGGGUGAAGGUGAUUCUGCGCAAGAAGCAGAAGAGAAAGGAAUGGACCUGGGACGAAGGCACGAUGGUGGUGAUGCACGACCCUGUUUACAGAAUCUUCUACGUUUCGCACGACUCCCAGGACCUGAAGAUCUUCAGCUACAUCGCCCGAGACGGCGCCAACCAUUCCUUCCGCUGCAACGUCUUCAAAUCCAAGAAGAAGACUCAGGCCAUGCGUGUGGUGCGGACGGUGGGCCAAGCCUUUGAGGUCUGCCACAAACUCAGCCUCCAACACGCCCUGCAGAACGCGGACGGCCAGGCCGACGGGGCCAGCAACAAUUCCGCGGAGGACCCGCAGCUGGAAGGUCUCCAGCUGGCAGGGCUGGCGAUGACGGACAGGGAGAACGCCCCGGCCGACUCCGAGGAGGGGACGCGCGUGCCGGACUGCGGGCCCUGUGAGCCCCCUCCCGCGGGUCCUGACCUGGGAGCCCUGAAAGCCGGGCAGGGCCCGAAGGGCAGGAGCAGCCAGGAGAGCGAGAACUGCUCCCUCUGCCCCUCCGCCUCUCAGCCCCUGGGCAGCCCCUGCUCCGCCACCGACGCCGACGCCACCCCGCUGGCCUCCCAGCACUGCCUGCAGCUCCUCCAGCACCAGCUCCUUCAACAACAGCAGCAGACCCAGGUGGCAGUUGCUCAGGUGCAGCUGCUGAAAGACCAGCUGUCGGCCGAGACGGCGGCCCGCGUCGAGGCGCAGGCCCGCGUCCGCCAGCUGCUCCUGACCAACCGCGACCUGCUGCAGCACGUCUCCCUGCUGGUGCGGCAGCUCAAGGAGCUGGAGAUCAAGGUGCAGCGGCGGCACCCAGUGGACCGCUCGCUGCAGAACCUGACCCUGGCGCAGUCUCUCUCUCUCAACCUGAAGAACCACUACAGCCUGGAGAUCAGCCUGCCCUCCACCUCCACCCCGGCCAGCGUCCUGGGCAGCCCCGUGGCCCUGCUGGGCUCCUGCUGCCAGUCCUUCCUGAACCUGGCCAACCUGGAGAAGGGCGAGGCGCUGCCCAACGGCGCCGGGGAGAGCGACGAGCACCUCAUGGUCCUGGAGGGGCCCGGCGGGCUGCGCAGCGUCGAGGGCUCAGAGGCAGCCGACUGCGCCUCGCUCAACGGGAGCAGCCGGCAGAAGUGCGGCGUCUCCAGCGCGCCCGUGCCGGAGGAGAGGUCGCAGCCGUUCAUCCCCAAGCUCAACCCUCCGCCUCCCACUCUGCGGAGGAGGUCGAGUAAGACCACUUCGCCCAGCCUGGAGGCGGAGACCCCCCACGGCAGCACCGCGAUGCCCACCAGCACAGCCGCCUCUUCCCUCGCUAGCGUGGAGCCGGAGGCCAGGACGCUGGGAGGACGCCGCCGCCGCGCAGAGAGCCAGAGACCCCCAAGCCAGGAGCAGGGCAGGGAGGAGAGACGGGCACCGCUGGCAAAGAGCCACUUGGGCCAGGCCGAGAAGGAGGGCCCAGCGCCGGGGCUGGCCGGCCUGUGGUCCUUCUCGGCUGGCAACGAAACCUGCCUGCACAUCAGCCUCUCGGAGGACGAGCUGGACAGCGCUGGGCUCUGCAUCGCUCGCAUGUAGGGACGCUUUGGGACAGACCGCUGACGGGACUGGGUUGCCCGGCCUGGGGCAGGAAUGGCUGGCGGGACCCUGCAGCGCUAGCUGGGGUCCUCCUAAAAGCCACAAUGGGGUGGGCCCCCGGGGCCACCUCAGAGGGACCGGGAGACCUCGACCCGCGGAACAUCGUCUCCCCGAGGAAGACCGUCGGGAGACCCUGAGGUCUUCCGGGAGGCACUUUCCCUGCCAGCCAACGUCUGCAGAGGUGACACAGGCAGCUCCAAGCAGGAGCCAGCCUGGCCAGUUGUGGGUGGGAGGCCCCAUCAAAGCCCCCACAUACGCCAGGGCACAAGUGUCAGGGAAAUGCCACACAAGAGGCUCAGGGGUUCUCUGCACCCCAGGAAGGGUCUUGGCACUGCUGGCUGAGCUCGGGAAGAUGCCAGAGGUUGUCCCCAUCACCGGGGAGACCCUGCUUUGUGGAUGGCGGGCUCAGGCUGGCAGGAAUCGUCCGCAGAAGGGUGGCCUAAUCCAGCUUCCAGCUUCGGAGCCCAAAAAGUGGCUCUCCCCAAAAAGGGUCCCCUCCGAUCCCCACUCGCCCCAGGAGAAUAACGUGUGCGAUUCAGCACUUGCCGCUGAAAUGGAGUGGGGGGGAAAUUUCCUGGGGGGGAAACCUCAGUUCCUUGCCAGGGAAACAAUCCAGUGUGGAAGUGGGAGCCGGUUUUUACAGUCGUGGGGGGAGAGAGAGAGAGAAAGUCAGGAGGAAGUCGACCAAAGGGAAGAUUUGAGGAGAGGGCAGUAGGAAUGAAAGACUAGGAAGAACUUCUUCAUGAUCACGGGAGCGUGUCGCGGUUCCACGGACCUAGGAGUCUGGACGCAGAAGAGCGGGCCGGGAGGGACACUGGCAUCGCUCAGGUUCUCCUCAAGGAGCCCACAGAAGCUGGGGGGUCCCAGAGCGGUGGGGCCAGCUUUUGCGCUUCCGGAGGAGGGUUUCCCCAGCCAAGAUGGCAGCCCUUGUCAACAGCCAGCCGGGCCGGCAGGUCUCGCUUGCUUGCCCUGUUGUCGUGCUUCUGAGGACGGCUGGGCUGAAUCGCACAAGCGAACGAGAGAUGGGAAGCCAAGGAGGGGUCCGCAGAGAGAGCCCAGUGCGCCUUUCUCAGGUUUGCAGGGGGGAGUUGGAAGUGGGGAGGCGAGCAGACGGGGGGACAACAGAACAGUUGCCCGAGGCAAGCUAGGAACGGGGGCUACCCGUUGAGUCGGGGUUAGCGGAUGAGUUAUAGAGAGAAGAGGAGAGAGCGAGACAGUGGCCGGCGAUGUCAGAGUUGCUUAGCAACCCACCAGAGAGAGCGAGAGCGCAAGCACCGUAGAGAGGCCUAGAGCGGCCACUCAAGCAAGGCAUGGCAUUAGCCAGAUGUGGCCCAGCGAUCGCUACGGAGGCCUAGAGGGCAACUUGGCGGGCAGUCAGGCUGGCCAGAACAAAACCAACUUGCCCCACACUCUUGUGCCUUUGACAGCCCCUUGACGUGCAGAAGCCAGCAAGGAGAGCUUUUCUCCAUUUAAACACACUCCCACCUCCAAACAGCUGUGCCUCAGCACAGUGGCCGCACUCCUAACUAUUCUGUCCUUGAAUGCAGAUGCGGGGAAACCAAGAAAACCUUGCUAGUUGCAAACGCACAAACACAUACAUAUUGCCGGUUCCAGGUUCCUCUGGGGACGCACACGGGGAGGGUCCUCAGUUCUGUGUCUGUGGAAGGGAAACACGACCGUUGAUGCACACGUGUCUCCCGUACACUGUGUGUGUGUUUUAUGGUUGAGUGUCUGAGACAGACCGUGGUUGGUGCAGAUGUUGCUAUCCAGGUGUUGCCGGGUUCAGGGCCUCUAGCAGGAUUGGAGGAGCAAAUGCUUUGGACACCACAACCCCUCUGCUGAGGUGAGCAAGGCAUUAGCCUUGCUGCAAACACUAGCUUGAGAGCAGAGAGUCUCGUCCCCGCUCUCUCUGCCCCGCCACUUCCUAAAGCAGCCACAGAAACUUUCAGUGGGGUUGGGGAACGCAGAAAAGAUUGAAAUGCAGCUCCCGCCCUCCAAAAGGCCGGUCUGCUUAAAGCCAUCCCAAAUCUCACAAGAGACACCUUGCUUAGGGUUGCCCGCCCUCCAGGAAUCUGCCUCCAUCUCCAAGUGACGCUCGAAGGCCGGCCUGGAGAGCUGAGGGGUUUGAGAUGGUGGGAAAGGUGUGAGAACUCUUUGACUUUUUGUGCCCUGGUUCCUGCGGGGAGUUUCUUGUUCUGUUCAAGCAGCCAAAUCUCAUCCAAAACUCCCAACAUCUCUCUCUCUGCAGGAGAAGCUGGGAAGUAGGCAGAGACCCCAAGGAAAGCUAAACUCAAUGCUUGCUAGGUUUCUCUUCCCAGAAAACAGAAUUCUGGGACAAAUUGAGAGUCAAGGCUCUCCUCCAAGGUCAGUAGCACAAAAUGGAUUCCAAGAGCUGGGAAAACAGGCUCUGCUCAGGAACGGAUGAGCUUUCCCAGUGAAUUCCGCCCUUUGUUAUCCAAGUAUUGUAAGAGAGAGGCCAAAAAUAACAACCCCACACACAGACCUGGAUUUAGUCUGUAAAGUGUUCUGUGUUGUCGGGACCAUGGGUGUAAUUACAGAUUCAUUUUCUCCAUGG
Hemicordylus capensis (graceful crag lizard) is the source of this 4819-nucleotide messenger RNA. RefSeq names its product carboxyl-terminal PDZ ligand of neuronal nitric oxide synthase protein-like. Bases 352 to 2184 code for a protein of 610 amino acids. The record is from RefSeq and is a predicted model, not a curated record. Lineage: Eukaryota; Metazoa; Chordata; Lepidosauria; Squamata; Cordylidae. Gene Ontology annotation, molecular function: nitric-oxide synthase binding. The transcript has 11 exons.